Molecule: messenger RNA, 1136 nt
Organism: Astrephomene gubernaculifera
Lineage: Eukaryota; Viridiplantae; Chlorophyta; Chlorophyceae; Chlamydomonadales; Astrephomenaceae
Source: the annotation of a GenBank genome assembly
AUCCUUUACCGUAACUGCAAGUCGUUUCGUCCUGCCUACGUUUUUUCCGUGUUACUGGCUAUUACACAUCUAGCCGAGGCGCGGUUAUGUGACUGCUUUUUAGUAGGCCAGGACCUUUUAUCGCAAGGCGAAAUACGUUUUCACCUCGGACGUCGUCGUGUAGUAACUCCAGCGCGCCAGACUGUAGAAAGGUUUUGCAACAUGGAGAGGCCAGAAGUUAUUGUCAAGGACAUAGAGAAUUACCUUUCGUCCCAAAGAAUAGAUAAAAUGGUGAAGGAAAUGGUCGUCAGCGUACUCCACAGUAAACCGGAGAACGUCCAAGCGCACAUGAUUAAGCACCUGCUCAUGAAGACCAAUGAUGCAGAAGGGGAAAUUGCGAUUUCAUCAACCGAGGACGGUGGCCGUGUCGCGUUUACCCACUCUGACGCCGCGUGCCAAAAGUACCUCAUGUCCAAGGGCGUCCACGAACUCUUUGCGGAGCUGCUGCAGCGGGUGAGUACGGUAGUGCCGUACGACAACAACCCCUGCCCCUGGUCUCACCCCUCUUGCCGUUGCCCCUUGCGCCUGAGUUCCUUGCUGGACCCAGCCCACCGUUUCGGCCCUGCCUCGUUACCAGCAUUACAAGCACGCAGCGCUCUUGCUGCUGUCCUUAUGAGUUAUGUUAUCCGAGGAGCAACCGGAGGACGUGGCCGCCUUCAUCGUCUCCCACCUCAGCCAAUAGCCGAUAGGGAUGAGGAUGACUGAGGGUUGAGAAGCACUGUGUUCGUGUGUGCAUGGCAUGAUGCAUGGGGCAAUCAUGGAAGGGAUCCUGGUGUACGAUACCGCUGGUGGGGUUGUAUGGGGACUGCGGUAGCAGCAGCAGAAGCGGCCGCUAUGGUGGGGAUAAAGAGGAAACAACUAACUGACCGUUUGAUGUAUGGGGACCGCGUGACCGUGUGGUGGGGAGUUCGGGGCCGGGUCCGGGUCCGGGGUUGGGGACUAGCCGGGUGGGUCCAUGUUAAUGGGUAGCACGUUGAGAUUCAUAUUGGGCCGCCGGGACAUGGCAGGCCAGGAGAUUAGGAAUUGGUACACCGGUAAGGUACCGGUAUCAGCUAGCAAGUUGUAACAUUGGGUAACCCAGAGGUACUGGUUUGGGC